Messenger RNA from Mugil cephalus (flathead mullet), 3537 nucleotides. Its product is annotated as GTP cyclohydrolase 1-like. The coding region runs from base 74 to 763 and encodes 229 amino acids. Gene Ontology annotation, biological process: tetrahydrobiopterin biosynthetic process; tetrahydrofolate biosynthetic process. Lineage: Eukaryota; Metazoa; Chordata; Actinopteri; Mugiliformes; Mugilidae. The transcript is spliced from 6 exons. Gene Ontology annotation, molecular function: GTP binding; zinc ion binding; GTP cyclohydrolase I activity. The record is from RefSeq and is a predicted model, not a curated record. Gene Ontology annotation, cellular component: cytoplasm.
UCGAACAGCUCACCAAAGGGCCCAUCUAACUCUGUUUGCUAGUCUGCUUUACUGUCAGUUUCCAAAAACCGCAAUGGACUUCCAUCGCACUGCCGAGGUGAAUGGAAAGAUGCCUCUUGCAGCUAAGCUGACCAAAUGCAUCCAGUCUAAAAAUGACGAUUUGCGCAAAAAGGAAAAUGACUGUAAGAGACCCGCAGACCUGAGUGGACUUUCUUACAUCGCGGAGGCUUACGGCACCAUACUGAGUGAGCUUGGAGAGAACACCGAGAGGGAGGGCCUUUUACGCACGCCGUUACGCGCAGCCAAAGCCAUGCAGUUCUUCACAAAAGGUUACCAGGAAACGAUAGGAGAUAUCUUGAACGAUGCCAUAUUUAAUGAAGAUCACGAAGAGGUGGUGAUUGUCAAGGACAUCGAUCUCUUCUCUCUUUGUGAACAUCACCUGGUGCCCUUCUUUGGCAAGGCUCACAUAGCAUACAUCCCAAACAAGAAAGUGAUUGGUCUGAGUAAGCUGGCCAGAAUUGUCGAGAUCUUCAGCAGGAGGUUUCAAGUUCAGGAGCGUCUCACCAAACAGGUAGCAGAGGCGAUUGAGGAGGCGUUGGCACCUGUUGGCGUGGCAGUGGUGAUCGAAGCUGCCCACAUGUGCAUGAUGAUGAGAGGUGUGCAAAAGCUCAACGCCAAAACUAUGACCAGCGUCAUGUUGGGAGCGUUCCAGAAGGAUUCCAGGACCAGGGACGAGUUUCUGACUCUGGUACUGAGGAAGUGAGCUUUGAUUCUCGUGCACAGUUCUGCAAAUGGAAAACAAUCAAACACUUGUGGAUUUCACUACGCGUGCAUCAGAUUUAUGUUUUUGUUAAGUUCUGCAAAUUACAGUAAAUUAAUCUAAAAUAAAACUUUUGGAAUGUUGUUGUGAAAUAAUGUCUUACGUCUGAUUCUCCAGGAGCAUUUCAGAAGGUGAACAGUGAGGAUUUCUCCCGAAAACCUCAAGCAUAAAUAAUUGAAAAUAUCUGAACAUGCUUUAUUACCAUAUGCUGAUCAUUCGUUUUAGCUGACAGAAGCCUCAUCUGUGACUGAUGGGGAUAUUUAUUCCUCUGUACAGUCAAAAUAUUUAAGUAAAACUGACACUCGUUGUUUUUAACUUUAAUAUUUUGGUUUCCGAUUAGUAUUUUUAGCUGUAUGCCGAGCAGGCACACCUGAGGGGACAUUAAGUGCUGCUGUCCCAGUUGUUUUUGUGCACCAGGAGUUUGUAAUUUAUUUUACAUGCAUGCCUUUGACUUGUGGCUGUAAACCCCUGUAGCAGUGAAGAGUGCAGUGGUAAAUUGCAACCUGAAUUCUGGACAUGUUGGUAAAGUGCUUUCCAUUGCCCUGCAGGGAGGUGAAGGCCUUUAUAAAUCUGCACCCAGCGAGUGGCGCUCAUGCUCAGGAGUUUAACAAAAGUCGUUGUAAUAUUGGCUUAAUGAUGAACUGCUUAAAGUUUACGAUAAACUCAACAGAUCUAAAAUCUGUGAACGAGAAGAUGUGUGUUCACUCAGACAUCCCUCGCGGAUUAAUUCUCUCAUCCAGUGAACUCAUUAUGAACACCGUUACUUCCAGGAAUAAACACAGGAAAAGUUAAUUUCACAAACGGAGAGAGGACCACGUACUGUUUGCAAGUUCAAAAAACCCCCCGAGGCGGCUUAUUAACACAGUAAACACGUUUAUUGAGAAUAGAGGAGAGCAUCAACGGAUAGAAUGCAUUGGUGGCUGCGGCACUUAGGUCCUGGAACCUGAGGGUGGACCUUCACACGACGUAAGCAAGCAAAACUGUCCGAGAGGGAAGGCCGCCGACCCCCCCGCCCCGCAGCCGCCUCCGUCUGCGGCUUUAAACGCGGUCGUACAACGUAAGCUGGGACAGAGAGGAGGAGCACCAUGUACAUUAAAGCUUUAAUCAAUCAUCACGUCUGACUCGGAAACAGAAAACCAAAAGCAAGAGUUGGCACCUUCGAUUAAUAUCUUUAAAAAUGUGUUUUUAAAAAGCCAAAAAUAAAUGCAUAAAAAAUAAGCUGAUAUAUAUAUAUAUAUUUGUUUAUGUUUGGCUUGCAAGAACAGUUCAGUCACAACCUUUAAGUUAUUACUUAAUGCACCGACUGCAGACAUGUGGGCUUUGACCUUUGUUGCAUACACUUGUUUUGGGGGUUAAUAGACAUUUAAACGUUUCUCUAAAUCUGGUUAAACUUUACAAAAUAGCUAUUUAAAUGUUGAACGAUGAGACUGCAUUACAUGGAUCAAGAUAUUCUUGGUACAUGUGUUUUGGUAAAAAAAAAAUCCUUUAUGCCUGAUCCCCAGAUCCAUAAUAUGACAUUAUUUGGCUUAAGAUUUUUUAGAAAGAGUAUCUACAGACAGGGUUGCACAAGCUAUUCAUAUAUCCAUCACAGUGGCUGCGUUUGUGUGUUGUAGGCUCACAAUUAACUUAAAUUAGUGAUUUAAUGAAUCAGGUCGCACAAUUCAGUGCGACGUGUGCAAAGUAGAGUAAAACAGAAGUACAGUUAGUGAUUUUUGUGAAUGAAAUUGUGCAAUUCUCUCCAUCUGUGGAGUUGUUUUGGGUGAAUUCAUCUUAAAGUAUUCCCAUUUUAUUUCCCAUGAAAAUCAAAUUCAAAUGCAUUAAUUCUAUACUAUCCUGUUCAGUCAAUGUACAGUUGUUUUUGAAGCUCAAUGGGUCUAAAACAGGCAAAGGGGUGGAGCAGGUGACGCCCGAAAUGAAGCAUAACUUUAAGCUUAGAGUUUGAAUGGGUGAGUUAUCGUAAGGUGGUUAUUUUAAAAUGGAGGCCUGACUUUUGGAGCCUAAAGUGGCUAUAGUCAAGGAAUGAAACUGUGAGUGCUACUAGAUAAAUGCAUAUUUAGCUCCAGUUGCUGUUUCGUGGCAAAUUCAAACAGCGUUUUAAUAAAACGUAAGGUCAAAUGAGGAAAAUUUGGUUGUAUAGCUAAAAAAAAAUAAAAAGGCAUGCAACUGGUACAUUAUGCAUCCUAAUCACUACUACUGGGUGUUUUAUUGUAUAAAUUAACUGUAAAAGAUCUUAACUGUGACUAGGAUAUUUUAUUAAUAGCUAGUGCAACAAGCUGCAACUCACUCUGAAUUACCUAGGUUAGCAUCUUUUCUGAAAAUGUUGACAUUUGGGCGGAUCGAGGAAGCUUUGUAACAGGAUUUUGGAGAUAAACUUCAUAAGCUUGUGCAGGUCGAGAUGUUGUGCCGUGGUCCUAUGUGUGACCGAUGGAACUGUGUGCAUCUUGUGUGCUUCAGUCGGCCUUCUCUGGGACAAGGACGUGGUUUAAAAGCAGAGGAAUGUGCUCUGUUGUGCUUGGAAAUGGAGCGACACUGGCUGUGCUUCAUGUUGUGCAUUAAACAUUAGGUAUCGGGUCGUCUGAUGUCCAUCUGAUUCGGAUGAAAGCGUGUGCAUUGGAUUCUUUGGGCACUGAUAUGAAUCUAAAAUGAGAUCCCUCUUCUUCUCUUUCCUAAACCUUCUAAAGGUGAUAAAAAGGAUAACGCAUUAUUGCAGAAUAACA